Molecule: messenger RNA, 595 nt
Organism: Tribolium castaneum (red flour beetle)
Lineage: Eukaryota; Metazoa; Arthropoda; Insecta; Coleoptera; Tenebrionidae
Gene: Rpb8
Product: RNA polymerase II, I and III subunit H
Exons: 4
Coding region: 64-522 (152 amino acids)
Biological process (GO): DNA-templated transcription
Cellular component (GO): RNA polymerase II, core complex; RNA polymerase III complex; RNA polymerase I complex
Source: RefSeq, a predicted model, not a curated record
GCCCAUUUUCAUAAGAAAGUAUUAAAGUGUGUUAAUUUUUUAUUAUUUACACGUUAUUCGACGAUGGCAGGUGUCCUGUUUGAAGAUAUAUUCAACGUGAAAGAUAUUGAUCCUGAGGGAAAGAAAUUUGAUCGAGUGAGCCGCUUGCACUGCGAGAGCGAAUCCUUCAAGAUGGACUUGAUCCUGGACAUAAACUCCUGGUUAUAUCCCAUGGAGUUAGGUGACAAAUUCCGAUUGGUUUUGGCAACAACUCUGCGAGAGGAUGGUUAUCCCGAUAGUGGCGAUUGGAAUCCUCAGGGCUUAGAAACAGAAGGUUCGCGUGCCGACAGCUUUGAGUAUGUCAUGUCAGGAAAAGUUUACCGUAUCGAGGGUGACGAAGCAGCAGUGGAACCAUCGAGCAGACUAGCUGCUUACGUGUCGUUCGGAGGGCUUCUGAUGCGACUGCAAGGGGACGCCAACAAUUUGCACAGUUUCGAAGUGGACCAACACAUGUAUUUGUUGAUGAAGAAGAUCUUUAUGUAAUUUUAAGGCUGAAUUUUUUGUACAAGGUUUUUACUUGAUGUAAGAUAGUAAAAAUAAAAUUUAAGUAAAAAAA